Messenger RNA from Pieris rapae (cabbage white), 2650 nucleotides. It is a transcript of the gene mts, whose product is annotated as serine/threonine-protein phosphatase 2A catalytic subunit beta isoform. NCBI's taxonomy places the organism in Eukaryota, Metazoa, Arthropoda, Insecta, Lepidoptera, Pieridae. The transcript has 7 exons. Gene Ontology annotation, biological process: mitotic cell cycle; peptidyl-serine dephosphorylation. Gene Ontology annotation, molecular function: protein serine/threonine phosphatase activity. The record is from RefSeq and is a predicted model, not a curated record. Gene Ontology annotation, cellular component: cytosol. Bases 181 to 1110 code for a protein of 309 amino acids.
UUGAACAAAAUUGACGUCACGCAAGUAGUAUUAACGCCAUUUUGUAAGUGUCUACCAAAGUCAGUAUUUCUAGACACAGUGUAAUUUAUAAAAUUCGCAUGGUUUUGUGUAUAAUAUUUAGUUAAAAACAUCUUAAAAACCGAGUUAACGUCUUAGGCGUUAAUUUCAAACAGUUUAAAUAUGGAGGACAAGGCGUCAUUAAAAGAACUGGAUCAAUGGAUAGAACAGCUAAAUGAAUGCAAGCAAUUGACAGAAAACCAAGUGAAAACGUUAUGCGAUAAGGCAAAAGAGAUUCUAACAAAAGAGUCCAAUGUGCAAGAAGUGAAUUGCCCAGUGACCGUUUGUGGAGAUGUCCACGGUCAGUUCCACGAUCUCAUGGAGCUGUUCCGCAUUGGUGGUCGCUCCCCCGACACCAACUACCUGUUUAUGGGCGAUUACGUGGAUCGUGGAUACUACAGUGUUGAGACUGUCACAUUGCUCGUUGCCCUAAAGGUUAGGUACCGCGAGAGAAUAACAAUUCUUCGUGGCAACCACGAAUCCCGUCAGAUCACUCAAGUGUACGGAUUCUACGACGAAUGCCUUCGCAAAUACGGAAAUGCGUCCGUUUGGAAACACUUCACCGAUUUAUUCGAUUUUCUGCCGCUCACGGCGUUAGUGGACGGACAGAUAUUCUGUCUCCAUGGAGGUCUCAGUCCCUCAAUCGAUACAUUGGAUCACAUUCGCGCCCUCGAUCGCGUACAGGAGGUGCCCCAUGAAGGACCCAUGUGCGAUCUCCUAUGGAGUGACCCUGAUGAUAGAGGCGGAUGGGGAAUAUCUCCCCGUGGCGCGGGCUACACGUUCGGUCAAGAUAUAUCCGAGACGUUCAACCACAGCAAUGGGCUGACGCUGGUGUCCCGCGCUCACCAGCUCGUGAUGGAGGGAUACAAUUGGUGCCACGAUCGCAAUGUUGUCACCAUUUUCUCGGCGCCGAACUAUUGCUACAGGUGCGGGAACCAAGCCGCCAUAAUGGAAUUGGAUGAUGCGCUUAAGUACUCGUUCCUGCAAUUCGAUCCGGCCCCGAGACGCGGCGAGCCUCAUGUAACGAGGCGGACGCCUGAUUAUUUUAUGUAGGCUACCUUGAAGCCGUAUUUCCAGCAGAAGUGGUACAAGAUCGCAGCCACAUUGUCGUCCGAACGCCCCCGCAAACGAUUUCUUUACCCCAUACCCCAAAAUACCUCAACCGGGUCCCUUGCCCCAAGCUCGGCCGUCUAUGGGUUCAAAACACCUUCAAUCUCAUAUUUUAUUCGUCAAUUUUACCAAAAUAUUUAUGUAAUUUUUUUAUCCUCAGAAAAUUUUUAUUUACCUUCAAAAAUGUUUUCAGGAUUUUUUUAUACCAUUAUCUUGUUUUCUAAAAACUUGUUUAAACCAAUUGAAAAUACAAAAAUUAUUAUAACAUGCUCCGUUUCAUUUAAUGUUACGUUCAGAAUUGUUGUCUGCUAAAAGGUCACGUGUUUUCUUUAUUUUCAAUACCAAACAGCUGUGCCGUUAUUUCCAAAUAUUUGUAAUAGGGCCAAAGAAAACUAUGGUUUAAAUAUACCAUAAUGAAGCUUUUUAGUAUCAUUUUCGGACAAAUAGACUCCGAAAGGAUCUCUGUAAAAUUUCUUUUUUUUUCUUUGUCUUUAUUUCUUUCGAUCGGUAUUGCGUUAUAAGGAACACACAUAAUCUUUUGUCUUUGAAAUGUCAUAGACUAAAUUGUACUAAUCGCGUGCAGUAAACAAUAUGGCGGGGGUGAUUGUAAUUUACCAGUGCGUAGCUUAGACUUGCCUUGUUAUGCUGGUAUGUUCAUUCAAUUUUAUACACGGACGGACAACGCGACAAUUGUAUGUAUUAUUUAUGUAUCAAAUACAAGUUAGAACUCAUUAAAAACAUUUUAUAAAACUGAGUUUCAUUUCAAUCUAUGGACAUACCACCAUAUAAAGGGUGGUUAAAGUACUAGUGUGGAAAUUGUAUUUAAAAAAAUAAUGUAUCGGUCGUACGCUUCACAAUAUGGCGUACGUACGUUAUUAAGCAUUUAAUUUGACGUAUACGCUGAUUAAGUUAAUAAUCAAAUUUGCAUACGCAUUGUCCCCCGAAAUAUGCAUUUCUUUUGGUACCUGUUUGAAAGCUUGGAGCUUUUCAGUUUCGUAUAUGUACAUACCUAAAGAUCAAGUUGUAGGUUGUUAUAGUGUAAGCUCGGUAUUAAACGCGGACAUAGAAUUUUAUAUGAAUAGAUCGUAAUGGGCGAUCGAAUCUGGCAGAUGCGAAGUUCUGUCAGUGCCAUUAUAUGAAUUAGCGAUCUUCAAAUCUGCACUAGGAGCGUGUGUAAACAAAGAUAUUCCCACCAAUCGGACGCCACACGUUUCUUUCAUAAGUAUUAAGUUAAGUUAGGUAAAUAAAUAAAAAAGAACAAAAAAAUCUUCGAGUUACUGUGAGUCGCAAUUGUAGCUCGGUUCGUAUAAGGCUUUCAUGGCAAACGCUGAGAUGUAUUGAGCGAAUGAGUGCAAUGUUGCAAAUUGAUAAAUUUACUAAAAUUAUACAGUGUUGGCAAUAAUGUCGGAUUAAAACAGUUUAUUCUUACAACUCUGUACUAUGACCGUAAAUAGGAAUUAGAUAAUAAAUAAAAUUAAUUAUA